Molecule: messenger RNA, 1329 nt
Organism: Effrenium voratum
Lineage: Eukaryota; Dinophyceae; Suessiales; Symbiodiniaceae
Source: the annotation of a GenBank genome assembly
AUGGGGGACGCCGAAGGAGCCUACCGUCGUUUGUGCCGCUGGUGGUGCGAGGACGUGCCGUGCCAGCCGGAUCCGGCACUGAGCCGCGCUCUGCUGUUGUUGGCCUUCCUUGUUCACACCUACUUGUGGCAAGGAGGUCUCACUGCCUUCAUCCACGACCUCACCGGCAGCAGGGCCAACGUGGACCUUGAGAACGAGGAGGGUGGCCUGCACGAAUUCCCUGAAAACCUCGCCACCGAAUGGGCCCGCAGCGCCUCGGUACACCCCGCGGUGCUCGCGCCUUUCCUCGUGACCUUCGAGCCCAAUUUGGCGCCCGCGCCCUCCGCGGAGCACAUCUCCAAUUGCCUGACCCACCUGCGGAGCCUUCUGCUGGUCUGCUGGGUUUUGGCCGCCUGUCUCCUCUUCUCCCUGCACUUCUACCGGAAGUCCACAACUCUUCGAGCGUCUGCGUCUGUGGCGUGUGUCUUCGUGGCCUUGGUGAACUUCUACUUCCAGGGCUUCGCGGCCCGGCUGUCGGACCCUCUGGUGCCCGCCUGGGCCAUGGUCUUCGUGGCCGUGGCGCAGGUGGCAGACGGGGGGAAGUGCGGCUGGCCCUCCGGGUGGUGCUGCAAAGCCUUGCUGGCGCUGCUGUGCUUGUGCUACUUCCUGGCGGGGUGCUACAAGCUCAGCGCCUGCGGACUGGAGUGGAUGGAUGGUCGCGUGCUGUCCUUCUACGCGAAAGCUUACAUGGCAGAAGAAAGCUGGAGCGCCGCCAUGUACUCAGCGAUGGAUCGGCAUCACGUGUGGCCGGCGCUGUGCAGCUGCGGUUUGCUCUUCGAGCUGCUGUGCCCGGUGGCGCUUGUGCUGGAGACAGCUCGAAGGCCGGUCAUCUUCCUGGCGAUCAUCUUCCACGUGGGGAACUUGUGCCUCAUCACUUUGAACGGCGACCGCUUCCUGUCCUGGGUCUGGAUUCUGCUCUUCAUCCUUGACGUGCCCGCCUCGCUCUUCCGGAUGGCUUUGGGACUGCAGGAUCAGCUGAUGCUGGAGGGCCAGCGCGGCGCUGACGCCUUCUUGCUUGACCCGCCGGUGCUCGCAGAAGCCAAGAUGCUGAAGGAGAAGGAGUCCGCGGGCGUGCGCCACGCCUGCAGCGUGGGCACCACGCUGCUGCUUGCGCUUUGGCUGAGCACCUCUUUGUUUCGCUGCGCACGGCUCACCCACACAGACUGGCCGUUUGUGGCGCCGGACAUGUUCUCGCGCGUGGGCGUGUGGUCUUUGCGGGAGCCCUUCCCGGACGUGCUGGCGAAGGCAGCGAGGCCCCGGAAGAGGCUGCGCUUUCAGGCCGCCACCUGA